AUGAAACCAAUAUGUCGGAUUUACCAAAUUGCGCUUGUUUUCCAGGUUUUUGGCUGGUCGGCGCAGGCCAACGACCUAUUCUUGUCCGACACCUUGGUUAGAAAAGGGCAGCUACAAGAUGUACUCGAGCAUCAGCCUGCUAAGGUUCCGUCGUGCAAAAAUGCGGUGCUGACUGGCCCAAUUGAAACCACUACAUGCGACUACGAGACAGUGGAGAGUGUCAACGACGACCUCUUCGGCAACCUUUCGCGCCUUGUCCGAAUGCCGUUCUUUAGAUUCUUUCAGGUGGAUCUAUACAGAGAAUGCCCCUUUUGGCCAGACCAUGGCUCGUGUAGUGACCCAGGGUGUGCAAUAACAACAGUCGAUGAGAGCGAUGUGCCAGAGAAGUGGCGAGCCGAAACUCUGAGCAAAGUGGAUCCUUCAUCAAGAGAUACACUCCAUCAGUUGCCAGGUUGUUAUUACCGGGACUCCGAUUUUUGUUUUUUGGACGACAAUACCGAGGGGGAUUAUUUUGACCUACAGCUGGUUCCCGAACGGUACACAGGGUACUCAGGCCCCGAUGCUCAUCGGGUUUGGCGUUCUAUAUAUGAAGAGAAUUGCUUUGGACUCUCUGAGCUCAGCCUUAUGACCGGGAAAUCACCCGCCCCUGUAUCCCUCCCGGAUACUAUGAUCGAAUCAUUGCACGAGAAUGAGCAAGUUUCUGAUCCCCACUGCCUCGAGAAGCGAGUCUAUUACAAGGUUAUAUCUGGUCUACAUGCUUCUAUCUCGACACACAUUUGCCAUGAGCAUCUUAAUCAGAAGACGGGAGAAUGGGGACCAAAUCUAGCUUGUUUCAUUGACAAGGUUGUUUCUCACCCAGAACGGUUACAAUAUAUCUACUUCAACACCAUCCUUAUGCUUCGCGCUGUCGCUCGGCUUGGACCCUACUUGUCGGUGUACGACUAUUGCUCUUCGGGAAAGCACGAUGAUGACGCAGAAACAUUGGCAAUACUAUCAAAAGUAAUAGCCGUUGCCAAAAAUGCAGGCAAAUUCAAUGAAAAAGUGCUUUUCCGCGGAGAGAACGCGAAUGUAUUGAAAGAGGAAUUCAAGACACAUUUCCGCAACGUUACGCGCAUCAUGGAUUGCGUCGGCUGCGACAAGUGCCGUCUCUGGGGAAAAGUGCAGACCACUGGCGUGGCCACGGCCCUAAAAAUUCUGUUCGAACUUGACGAGCAGGCUUUGGACCCUCACGCGAAUUCGAACCUUCUUCAUCGUUCAGAAGUUGUUGCUAUGAUAAACACGCUGUUCCGAUUCAGCGAAAGCCUAAAGUUUUACGACGACUUUAGACGUAUGUGGCAGACAACCGGCUCAUCAAAUUCUGAGAAAAGUCCGCUUGAUGCCGAUAAAACACUUCUCCAUACCAUACCCUCCCCUUCCGCCAACGAGGACAAUUUAAACCCUUUUGACCAAGGGAUGUUCCGCUUUGCUUCUCUAUUCCGGAUCUGCAAAAGCAAUACCGUUGAUUGCCUAGCAUUAUUCCUGAAGGCAUUCCAGACAUGGCUUGGUAAGUUGCUAUCAGCUUUCCGACCGUCUGGAAAAGAAAACGGGCCAUCUGGAGCACAAUAUGGGGAACUCUAA
Messenger RNA from Laccaria bicolor S238N-H82, 1617 nucleotides. RefSeq lists its product as uncharacterized. Lineage: Eukaryota; Fungi; Basidiomycota; Agaricomycetes; Agaricales; Hydnangiaceae. The transcript is spliced from 11 exons. The coding region runs from base 1 to 1617 and encodes 538 amino acids. The record is from RefSeq and is a predicted model, not a curated record. Gene Ontology annotation, molecular function: FAD binding; thiol oxidase activity; protein-disulfide reductase activity. Gene Ontology annotation, biological process: protein folding in endoplasmic reticulum. Gene Ontology annotation, cellular component: endoplasmic reticulum; endoplasmic reticulum membrane.